AUGGUAAGAUUACCUUUGAACGAAUCAGUACAAGUUCUUGGAGAUUCGUUACCAAUGGCAACAAAACGUUUCUAUCGCUUAGAAAAUCGUUUUAAAGUACAACCCGAACUCUACAGCCAGUACAAAGCAUUCAUGGAAGAAUAUCUUCAGCUUGGUCACAUGGAAGAAGUUACAGGAGAAUUCACAACAAACAAUUCAUGUUAUUAUCUACCUCAUCAUCCAGUGAUACGAGAAGACAGUCUAACAACAAAGGUGAGAGUAGUAUUUGAUGCCAGUGCAAAAACAUUAAACGGUCCAUCUCUGAAUGACAUUAUGAUGAUUGGCCCUACAGUACAGUCUGAUUUAGCUACUAUUUUGAUUAAAUUUCGAGUGCACAAGAUUGCAUUUUGUGCUGAUCUUACAAAGAUGUAUCGUCAAAUACUAGUGGAUCCACAAGAUCGAGAUCUUCAAAGAAUUGUUUGGCGAAACCAACCACAUGAAAGUCUUCAACAUUUUAAACUACGUACUGUAACAUAUGGGACAGCAUCAGCUCCAUAUCUAGCUACUCGAUGUCUCAAUCAAAUUGCAAUAGAUAUUGAAAGGGUCGAUAAAACGACGGCCGAUGUAAUCCAGAACGAUUUUUAUAUCGAUGAUCUGUUAAGUGGAGCCCCAACAUUGGAAGAGGCAAAACAAUUGCAAGUACGAAUACAACAAGUACUGUGUAAUGCUGGGUUAGAACUGCGAAAAUGGUGUUCAAAUUCAGCAGAUUUGUUACGUUCUUUAGACUUAGAUCCUUGUGCUCAAGACGAAAAUUUUUUAAUAAAAAUUGGUGAUCAAGAUUCAGUCAAAUCACUUGGGUUGAGCUGGUAUCCACAGACCGAUGAGUUACAAUUUAAGACAAAUUUCAAUCCAUCAUCAGCACGAUGCACAAAAUGA
Messenger RNA from Daktulosphaira vitifoliae (grape phylloxera), 915 nucleotides. RefSeq lists its product as uncharacterized. Lineage: Eukaryota; Metazoa; Arthropoda; Insecta; Hemiptera; Phylloxeridae. Bases 1 to 915 code for a protein of 304 amino acids. The record is from RefSeq and is a predicted model, not a curated record. The transcript has a single exon.